Aspergillus ibericus CBS 121593 is the source of this 1832-nucleotide messenger RNA. RefSeq lists its product as uncharacterized. The transcript has a single exon. Lineage: Eukaryota; Fungi; Ascomycota; Eurotiomycetes; Eurotiales; Aspergillaceae. Bases 228 to 1718 code for a protein of 496 amino acids. The record is from RefSeq and is a predicted model, not a curated record.
CCACGCUACGCUACGCUACCCGCCCAGAACCCCCUAAGAUUAAUCGAUUUCUUUCUCUCCCUCUAGCAACCACAUUUACUCCUUCCCCAGACCGCAGACCCAUAAUCCUAUUUAGUGUCUCCAUACCAUACGGGGAUUCUCUCCUUUCCUAUUCCAAUUGUCUAUGAUACACCAAUAGGACAUAGGAAUCUAUUUUCUUAAAAGCAUUUUAUUUUAGGGAAAUCGCGAUGCCGCGCACUUCCACACGGCAGGCCCCCCUGCCUCGAGGGCAGCCCGGGAUUCAGAGUUUCGCAAGAACGACCAAGCCUGGGGUAGUUACCCGACAAGCUCUCGCGGAGAUCAAGAAGCCCUCGACGACGACGACGACGACGACGACGACGACGACGACGACGACAAGUCUCCCGGUCUCGCCUUCCAAGAAACGCAAGCUGCAUGAGCUUGAGAAUGUCGAUUGUCGCGGCCCAGAGCACAUCAAGGAGGAAAGUACGCCCACGGAGGCAGUCACGCCGUCGAAGACCCUUCGGUUGGGUGAAUUGGUUCUUGAUACGCCGAGGAGUGGGCAUUAUGUGCGGUCGUCGGUUCGGAAUACGACUGGUACUGGUUGUGGGAGUCCGCCGACUUCGCCCUCCAAGCGCAGAGUUACGAAGAAUGUAUCAUCGUCGGGUUCGGUUCUUCCCGUGAAACGCCGUUCAGCAUGUGUUGAUGAUCUCGUGAAUUUGCAUUCGGCGUUCCUUAAGGCUGUGGCGCUUCAUGCGAUGCAUAAUGGUGUUACUGCCCCUGCCGACUUGCGAGAACUGCUCCCUACUAUUGAGCGACUGUGGAAGAAGAGGAAGGUGGUGGUUAAGGAUCUGCAGCGGUUGCUUUGGGUAUUGGAGCAGGAGUCGGAAGCGAUGACAUUCCCGGGGUAUCGGAUUGCGAACUACGGGUUGGGCAGGGUGUGUUUGGAACGGGUGUUGCGGGACGGCGAGGAGCGGAUGAGUGAGAGUGAUUUGCAGGAGCGGUUUGAGCAGAGUGUGGAUUUGCUCUGGGAGAAGGCGCUGGAUGCGGUAGAUGGCGAUGAGACGAGAGUGGAUUUCGUUGGAUCGCUGGGCGUGGCCAUCAUCCAUGAGUCGUUGACGCCGUUUACGACGUUUCGCAAGGGACAGCAACGGUUGCAGGAUUUGAAGGGUGGGGUGAUUCGCUUGAAGACGGAGAGGCUGCGCGCUGAUGCGAAGGAGGAGGCGCCGGAGAAGCCGGUCGAUGCGACGAGUACGCGCCGGAAGGGCCUGCUGGAUCGCAUCAAGGAUAAGCAGCUGCGUCAGGCCAAGUUGCCGCCGCCGCCGUCGAAGGAGAUGCUGCUGCGGAGGGCGGCCGCGGAGCGAGUGGAGGAGGUUGCCGGGGUGUUGGCGUUGCUGAGACCGGCGGGGUAUGUUGGCACAGGGGCGAAGGCUGUCAUGACGGCGCAGCGGACGCCGUUUCGUAUGGAGAUGAUUGCGCAGAAUGUGCGGGACUCCGUGCGGAGUCCCAUUUCGCUGCAGGAGGUGGAAAUCUCUGUGGAGAUUCUGGCCCGGGAGGAUGUUGCUGGGGGGUGGGUGAAUCUCGUCACGGUGAAUCAUAUGCGGUCUGUGGUGCUCAAGUCUUGCGCUGAUGUCCAGCCCAAGGAGAUCGGGGCCAAGGUGGCCCAAUUGAAGAUAGGAUGGGAGGGAGCUGAUGCGUCCACGACGGUGUCUUCUGUAUGAUGUCUACGUUGGGUACAUGUCUUUCUUUUGGAUGGAUGUUCUGUUUGAUACCUCAUCCGGUGGCCUGGUAUGCUCCGGCAUUAUGAUUGCAUUGUCAGCGUAUGUAGCAUUAGC